Messenger RNA from Lytechinus pictus (painted urchin), 1140 nucleotides. RefSeq lists its product as uncharacterized. Gene Ontology annotation, molecular function: netrin receptor activity. The transcript is spliced from 6 exons. Bases 1 to 1140 code for a protein of 379 amino acids. The record is from RefSeq and is a predicted model, not a curated record. Gene Ontology annotation, cellular component: membrane. Gene Ontology annotation, biological process: netrin-activated signaling pathway. Lineage: Eukaryota; Metazoa; Echinodermata; Echinoidea; Temnopleuroida; Toxopneustidae.
AUGUACAUUCCCACAGGAGCCAUUUCACAUGACGACUCUUGUCAGAUCACCCUAACCAUCAUAAGAGACAAUCCGGGUGUUGGUAGCUCAAAAAAUGAAUCAAUGGCUUGCUAUGGAAUCAAAUGCGACCCUCAACCCUUGUCCUUCAACCAACCCGUUAAGAUCACUAUCCCGCACUCUUCCUUGGUCGUCAAUCCAGAGCAGGUGAAACCAGACAUCGUUUGCCGAGUGUGGGACUCAAUCAAAACUUCAAGAAAGCAAUCAUCUAGCUCAACAGACAAACCACCAUACUGCAGACUGUACAAGAGACAUCUUGAGCUGUACAUCAACCACUGUGCUGAGUGGUGGGUUCUGAUUCCUCUUGAACAACAUGUGAUCCGACAGCAAGUUAUGUGUACUCCAUACAUCCCAGACAGGAUCGAAAGAGGACAAGAGUUUGCAGUUAAUCUUCAGUUGUAUAAUGACCUUCCUGGAAACGAAGUGGUUAUACAAGAGGAUUCGAGGCAACAGUCGUGCCGUAGAUGCCAUCCCUCGGUUCCAUUCAGCUUUGAAACAAGGUCUGGUGACGUCACGAUCACAUGCCAUCGUGAGGGUGUAGAAGUUGAAAGCCAGAUUGUUUCUCUUAGGGAUCUUCAAGCAAAGAUGAGCCAAUGUAUAUCGCUGUACGUACCGCACAUUGAAGACGAUGUAAAUUUUGCAGUGAUAACCAUAACGAUAACACAGGCUGGAAAGCUUGGGAUAUCACGAUCUAUUGCCUUUGUCAUUAAAUAUACAGAUGGACCGGAGAGCCAAACUCCCUCUGAACAGGCAAACUUCAUUAGGACAAUAGAAAAAGUGAAGAACAGUGACCUACAAUCGGACAUAGACAUCCUAACAAUAGCUCAGACAAUGGACGUAAAUCAGUUCUAUGAUUUGGGCAUAGCUCUUGGUUUCACCAUAGCUGAGUUGGAUCGGGUAGAGUACAGGAGAUUCAGAGACAGGCAGCAAGCCGCCUAUGACAUGUUGGUGGUAUGGAGGGGGAGACAAUCAUCUACCCCAGCAGCAAAGAAUACUCUCAUCACAUUUAUGGAAUCAUAUAACUCAUCAUCAAAUGAUACAACCUUUCCAGGUUUGAGUUUCGCGUUUGUUGUAAAUAUGUAA